Mucor velutinosus is the source of this 4809-nucleotide messenger RNA. RefSeq lists its product as uncharacterized. The record is from RefSeq and is a predicted model, not a curated record. The transcript is spliced from 3 exons. Gene Ontology annotation, biological process: transmembrane transport. NCBI's taxonomy places the organism in Eukaryota, Fungi, Mucoromycota, Mucoromycetes, Mucorales, Mucoraceae. The coding region runs from base 1 to 4809 and encodes 1602 amino acids. Gene Ontology annotation, molecular function: ABC-type transporter activity; ATP binding; ATP hydrolysis activity. Gene Ontology annotation, cellular component: fungal-type vacuole membrane.
AUGACAGAUAGCAUCCCGAUAGAUGCUUGGCUAUCUGGUGCAUUAGCACUUGUUACGUGUGGCAGUGCUUUUGUAUUAUCACUACAGCGAACCUAUUUGCACAAAUCCCAGCAAUUGGAUCGUGCUCCACUUGUGUUUGAUAAGAAGAGAGAUGCCAGCGUGCCUGUGGCAGAUGACGAUGCUCGUUUUGUUCGAUUGACGUUUGGUACGUUAACUUUGGCCUUACUCUCUGCAUUGGAUUUCUAUCGCACUGUGAUCCAACAACAACAGUCAUCAGACUGGUGGAUGACUGCAUCUGCUUGUGCUCAAUUCGUUGCUUGGUUGUAUGCAUCUGUGCUGGUGCUUGUGGCCCAUCGUUAUCGAUUUCCUAGCGAAUGGGGCUGGAUUCUCAAUGUGCAUCUAUGUAUCUUCUACACCAUGAUCUGGUGCAUCGCUGUGUAUGAUGUCUACGACGCUUAUGUGAUCAAUCCUUCUGAUAACUGGAUCCACAUGCUGCCUCGACUUUUAGCAUUGAUUUUGGGAUCUGAUCUCGUCUUUACAACAGCCACAACACCUCGCGGCGCUCCUUUCUUGGAUGAAAACGGCAGAAAAGUAGCAGCUAUCGAUGUAGCUUCGAUCUACUCCUUCCUCUACUUCUCAUGGGUCACACCGUUGAUCAACUUGGCCUACAAGAACAAGAAACUGACAGACGAGGAUUUACCCACAUUGCCACCGCUUUACCGUGGCCAUAAUUUGUACUAUAUUUUUGGUGCUACUCGCAACAAGAGCUUGCUGAAGCGCAUCUACACUACCAACAAAAAGGCCAUCACCAUUCAAAUCGUGCUCGCUUUCACCACAUCACUGGUCUAUUACGUACCUGCCUAUUUCGUGAACCGUCUCUUGACAUUGAUCCAAGACAUGAAUGGUGUGGAAGACGAGGUGUCUAUCAGAAAGGGAUUUGUCAUUGUUGCUAGUCUGGGCGCUACCAUCCUGAUUUUGGGUAUCCUCGUUGGGCAAUUGUGGUAUUAUGCUUCAUCUUCGCUUCAAGUCAGAGUCAAGGCUAUGCUAAAUAUUGAAAUCUAUCGCAAGACAUUGCGUCGCCGUGAUUUGGCUGUUGAAUCUCCAAAGCUCGAUGAUGAAGAAGGUACUGAUAAAAAGAAGGGCGAUGAUGCGGUUUCCAACAAAAAGGACGAAUCCGAUGAAAAAGAGGAUGUAAGCUCCUCCACAGGCACCAUUGUCAAUUUGAUGAGUACCGACUCCAAUCGUAUCUCUGAAUUCAGUGUCUGGUGGUUUUCCAUCUUGGCUGCACCUACUGAAUUGGCUGUCGGCAUAUACUUUUUGUACCAAUUACUAGGCAAAUCGUGCUUCUUGGGCCUGUUGGUCAUGAUUGUUGUUCUACCCAUCAACCAUUACAAUGCCAAGACGUUUGCAAAGACGCAAGACAAGCUGAUGGAGGCUCGUGAUAAGCGUGUAUCUUUAAUGAAUGAAGUGCUACAGGGUAUCCGUCAAAUCAAGUUUUUCGCCUGGGAAAAGAGAUGGGAAAAGCGUGUCAUGGAGGCCAGAGAAGUUGAACUCCAUCAUUUGGGUGUUACUUAUCUGACUGAAGUCCUGUUCACCUUGCUGUGGCAAGGUUCCCCCAUCUUGGUCACUUUGCUUAGUUUCUAUUCUUUCUGUAAGCUGGAAGGAAACGAACUCACUGCUCCCAUUGCCUUCACUUCUAUCACUGUAUUCAACGAACUGAGAUUUGCCUUGAAUGUGUUGCCUGAAGUGUUUAUCGAAUGGCUGCAAGCUUUGAUCAGUAUUAGACGUAUUCAAACCUAUUUGGAUGAAGACGAGAUUGAGCCACCUUCCAACGAAGACGAAAUUGAUCCCUUGACUGGCCAGAUUCCUGAAAACAUCACCAUUGGUUUCAAGGACGCUACUGUUGGUUGGAGCAAGCAAAACUACACAGAUGAGGUGACGGAUGCAAGCGACAACAUUACUUCUGAAGCAAGCAGCACCAGCUUUAUCCUUAAGGAUUUGAACAUUGAGUUCCCUCCGAAUGAACUCAGUUUGAUCAGUGGUGCUACUGGUUCUGGCAAGACUCUGAUGAUGUUGGGUCUCUUGGGUGAAGCCAUUGUGCUCAAAGGCACGGUUCAUUGUCCUCGUCAAGCUAUAGUAGAUACUGUUUCUGAUGAAUUUGUCACCUCCAAGGAUAUUGAUCCCAAGGAUUGGCUAUUGCCUUAUGCCCUUGCCUAUGUCUCUCAGACUGCUUGGUUGCAAAAUGCUUCCAUUCGUGAUAACAUCUUGUUUGGUUUGCCCUACGUGGAAUCCAGAUACCGUGACACACUUACUGCUUGUGCUUUGGACAAGGACCUUGAGAUUUUGGAAGAUGGAGACCAAACUGAAAUUGGUGAAAAGGGCAUCACUUUGUCUGGCGGUCAAAAGGCGCGUGUCUCGCUUGCAAGAGCUGUGUAUUCCCGUGCUCAAAAUGUGCUGAUGGAUGAUGUCUUGAGUGCUGUGGAUGCUCAUACGGCUAAACAUCUGUAUGAAAAGUGCUUGUUGGGUCCAUUGAUGAAGGAACGUACGCGUGUCUUGAUUACUCAUCAUGUCAAACUCUGUGUCAAGGGCAGCGGUUACAUUGUUCACAUCGACGGAGGCCGUGCUAGCCUUGUGGGUACCCCUAACGAGUUGCGUCAAGGAGGUCAACUUGCUUCUAUCUUUGAGAGUGAAGAGGAGGAAGUAGCACAAGAAGAAAAUGCGGAGGAAGAAAAGGCCAUUGAAGAAACUUUACCUGCUGCUGCUGCUGCUGCUGCCAACAAGGACCAAAAGAAGCCUCGUGCACUUGUUGAAGAAGAAACGCGCGCUACUGGUAUGGUUAAAGUGAGACUUUACAAGCUCUAUGUCAGUAUGGUGGGCAGCCCCCUUUUCUGGUUCAUCAUGGUUGCCUUAGUGUUAGGUUCUCGUGGUUUAGACGUUACUGAGAACUGGUGGAUCAAGCAAUGGUCUCAAUCUUAUGAGACCAAGCACAACGAUAGCGCUUCUAGCGAUGACUACAUGUUCCAGCAACAAAGCAUCGUCUCGCAAUCCAAGCCCAUGUUUGCCUACCAGCCUGUGGUUGCAUCAGAAUCUGACAAUGAUUUCAUCACUAUCAAGGAUGCAAAAGACGAUCGCUUAAACUACUAUUUGGGUGUUUACUGUCUGAUCACGCUUACCAAUAUUGUUGUCGGCACCGCUCGUUUCGCUGUUCUCUACUGGGGUGUCCUCGGUGCCAACAAGGCGCUUUACGCUGAACUCUUGCAUCGCGUCUUUAGAGCCCCCCUUCGUUUCUUUGAUACAACACCUAUUGGCAGAAUCUUGAAUCGUUUCUCCAAGGAUUUCGAGACCAUUGAUUCCAACAUUCCCAACGACUUGCUCAAUUUUGUCAUCCAAUGGGUCAUCAUUCUUUCUAGUAUGAUCACUGUAUCAUCUGUAUUGCCCAUCUUUUUGGUGCCUAUGCUUGCUGUCGCUUUGGUCAAUGUCUACUUGGGUAUGAUGUUUGUCUCUGCUUCUCGUGAGCUGAAGCGUAUGGACUCUGUCUCUCGCUCCCCCUUGUUUAGUAACUUUACCGAAACCAUCAUUGGCGUGGCUACUAUCCGUGCUUUUGGUGCCACUCGUCAAUUCUUGCAAGACAUGCUAACUUAUAUUGAUACCAAUACACGCCCCUUUUACUAUCAAUGGUUGGUCAAUCGCUGGGUCUCUGUCAGAUUUGCCUUCUCGGGUGCUCUCAUCAACAUGAUUACCAGCAUUAUCAUCUUGCUGAGCGUAGACAGAAUGGACGCUUCUCUGGCUGGUUUCUGUCUUAGCUUUGUCCUCUUGUUCACUGAUCAAAUGUUCUGGGGUAUCCGUCGUUAUACUAGCUUGGAAAUGAGCUUCAACGCUGUUGAGCGUGUCGUCGAGUUUAUGGAAAUGGAUCAAGAAGCUCCUGCCAUCACUGAACUGAGACCUCCUCAAGAAUGGCCUACUAGAGGUAGAAUUGACGUCAAGGAUCUUGAAAUCAAGUAUGCUGCUGAUCUGGACCCUGUUCUCAAGGGCAUCUCAUUCUCUGUUAAGCCCCAAGAAAAAAUUGGCGUUGUGGGUAGAACUGGCAGUGGCAAAUCUACGCUUGCACUCUCCUUCUUUAGAUUCGUUGAGGCCUCCCAAGGCUCCAUUGUCAUUGACAACAUUGAUAUCAAGGAUUUGGGUACUGAAGAUUUGCGUUCCAAUUUGACUAUCAUCCCUCAAGAUCCUACCUUGUUCUCUGGCUCGCUCAGAUCCAACAUGGAUCCCUUUGAUCAAUUCACUGACCAAGACAUCUUCACUGCUUUGCGUCGUGUGCAUUUGUUGCCUACUGAAGAAGGCGAUAACAAUGCAGAGACAAUCGCAUCUGACUCUACUCUGGAUGAGGUCAAUGCUAAUGUAUUCAAGGACUUGACUACCAAUGUCACUGAAGGCGGCAAGAACUUUUCUCAAGGUCAAAGACAAUUACUUUGUUUGGCUCGUGCUCUUCUCAAGCGUAGUCGCAUUGUGCUGAUGGACGAAGCGACUGCCAGCGUUGAUUUCGAAACUGACAAGGCCAUUCAAAAGACCAUUGCUACAGAGUUCGCUGACUCUACCAUCUUGUGUAUUGCCCAUCGUUUGCAUACUGUCAUUGAAUAUGAUCGUAUCUUGGUGCUGGAUCAAGGACAAAUUCUUGAAUUUGAUAGCCCCUUGACUCUGGUCACCAAUCCUGAAUCCUCCUUUUACAAAAUGUGUCGCAAUUCUGGUGAAUUUGAUAGUUUAGUCGCCUUGGCAAAGUCAAAGCAUGAAUUGGUAGACGUUUCCACAUCAUAA